UCCAGUCCUUAAAAACCCACAGUCACACCAGACCUUCAGGAACUACAGGACUUAUUUAUUAUAGUGGAGAAAUCAAAAAGUGUGUGUGUGUGAGUGUGUGUGUGUGUUUGUGUGUGUGUUUGAGUGUGUGUGUGUGUGUGUUUGAGUUUGAGUGUGUGUGUGUGUUUGAGUGUGUGUGUGUUUGUGUGUCUGUGUGUGUUUGAGUGUGUGUGUGUGUUUGAGUGUGUGUGUGUGUGUCUGUGUGUGUUUGAGUGUGUGUGUGUGUUUGAGUGUGUGUGUGUUUGUGUGUCUGUGUGUGUUUGAGUGUGUGUGUGUGUUUGAGUGUGUGUGUGUGUGUCUGUGUGUGUUUGAGUGUGUGUGUGUGUUUGAGUGUGUGUGUGUUUGAGUGUGUGUGUGUGUGUUUGUGUGUUUGAGUGUGUGUUUGAGUGUGUGUGUGUUUGUAUGUCUGUGUGUGUUUGAGUGUGUGUGUGUUUGAGUGUGUGUGUGUUUGUGUGUCUGUGUGUGUUUGAGUGUGUGUGUGUGUUUGAGUGUGUGUGUGUGUCUGUGUGUGUUUGAGUGUGUGUGUGUGUGUUUGAGUGUGUGUGUGUUUGAGUGUGUGUGUGUUUGUGUGUUUGAGUGUGUGUGUGUUUGUGUGUCUGUGUGUGUUUGAGUGUAUGUGUGUGUUUGAGUGUGUGUGUGUUUGAGUGUGUGUGUGUUUGUGUGUCUGUGUGUGUUUGAGUGUGUGUGUGUGUGUUUGAGUGUGUGUGUGUUUGACUCUAUUUUUAGUUUAUUUUUAUAAAUUAUUCUAUUUUUAGUUUAGAAUAAUUAAAUGGUGUUACAGUGAUUUGGUUGCUAGGGUAUUCUGGGAGGUUGCUUGGGUGUUUCUAUAUGGUUGCUAGGGUGUUCUCUGCGGUAAGAAGUGAGUUGCUAUGUGGUUGCUAGCAUAUAGUAGGGUGUCCUGUGUGGUUGCUAGAGUGUUCGAAGGUUGCUUGGGGAUUCUGGGAUAUUGCUAGAGCGUUGCUAUGUAGUUGCUAGGGUGUUCUCGUGGUUUAGAGCUAUGUGGUUACUAGCAUGUGCUCUGGUUGCUAGAGCGUUAUGUGGUUAAUAGGGUGUCCUGUGUGGUUGCUAGAGUCUUUCUAUGCGGUGGCUAGGGGAUUCUUGGUGGUUGUUAAAGCAUUGAUAUGCGGUUGCUAGGGUGUUCAGGGUGUUGCUAGAUUGUUGCUAUUCGGUUGCUGGGGUGUUUUGGGUGGUUUGUAGAGCAUUGUUAUGUGGUUGCUAGGGUGCUCUGUGUAGUUGAUAAAGUGUUGCUAUGCAGUUGCUGGGGUGGUUCGAGUGGUUUGUAGAGCAUUGUUAUGUGGUUGCUAGGGUGUUCUGUGUGGUUGAUAAAGCGUUGCUAUGCAGUUGCUGGGGUGUUUUGGGUGGUUUGUAGAGCAUUGUUAUGUGGUUGCUAGGGUGCUCUGUGUGGUUGAUAAAGUGUUGCUAUGCAGUUGCUGGGGUGGUUCGGGUGGUUUGUAGAGCAUUGUUAUGUGGUUGCUAGGGUGUUCUGUGUGGUUGAUAAAGUGUUGCUAUGCAGUUGCUGGGGUUUUUUGGGUGGUUUGUAGCGCAUUGAUAUGUGGUUGCUAGGGUGUUCUGUGUGGUUGAUAAAGUGUUGCUAUGCAGUUGCUGGGGUGUUUUGGGUGGUUUGUAGAGCAUUGUUAUGUGGUUGCUAGCAUGUUUUCAGUGGUUGCUACAGUGUUUUGCAGCAGUGUGACAGCACACCUGUCUUCAACAAGAGCACAAACACUGCAGGACCACCUCACACACUUUACAAACACCACUCAAUAAGUUUUUCUCCCAUUUAUUAAAUAAUCCUGUUCUGAAUGUGGACACGUGAGGUUGUUUUCUAAUAACUGUUUAAUUUUUACAGUGUACAAUCUGAUUGAAUGGUCGAGAGAGAGAGAGAGAGAGAGAGAGAGACCAAGCGUCUGACCAGAGGGUUGAGCUCUGCCAGCCAAUCAGCUCUCACUCUCAGCUGACAGACACCACUGACUGGCCAAUCAGAGUGUGUAUGUGUGUGAUGGGUGGGGCUUGUGUUCCAGCAGGGUUACUAUGCAGCGGUGGGCGGGGCUUGAGUGUUGGAGUGGCAGUGAUGCGAGCGGGUGAUCAGAGAGAGAGAGAGAGAGAGAGAGAGCGUGCUGUGAUUUUGCUGUGCGUCUCUCUCACUGCAGCUGUGCAUGCGACCAUUAGCACCCAUGUAUGUAUGUGUGUAUGUGUGUGUGUGUCUUCAUGCAGGCAAGCGUUCUUCAUACAGCGCUCCGUGAAUUCACAGCAUCACCGAAGGAUUCAGCGCAUCUGUUGCCGUGGUGAUGGGCUGCCGACUGUCACGGCCGUGGAUGAGCGACAGUAUUGGGGUUCACGGUCGGGAUUUGAAGCACCUGCAGAACCGAGAGGCCUUUCGUAUCCUGGCCAGCUAUGAGCAGCCAAUCACACUUCAGAUUGAUGGACGGAGGGGGCGGAGCUUGCAGUAUAACAGGACGACGGACUGCAGCACUCAGACAGAGCGAUCGUGGGACCCCCUCUGUGCGCACUCCUGUACCCUACCACACCUGCCUCACGCCAACAGGAUGUACUACAGUCACAUGACUCUGCCCAGUAACCAUAGAGACAGGUAUGAAUAUCUGCCGAACACGCCCAGAGACCUGGAGCACAGACAACGCCUGUCCUACAACGACCCAGAGUUCUCCAGCGGCGUUCCUCAGGGACAAAACUGUCUGAUCGGCUGCUGCGACUCCGAUGAACCCAGAAGCUUCCAGAGUCAGACUGAUGAGGAUGACAACAUGAUGGAGAAACCCGUCGGGUACCUGCCCCUCCACCACGAGCUGGACAGCGGACUCGGCUGGACAGACGGCAGUUUCCACCAGGGCGAGCUGUCGGGGGUGGAGACGGAGGAGGGGCUUGAGGAAUGCCACGGCCACGUUGGGGGAGGGUCGCCUUCGUCGGAAUCCUUUGUCUCAUCGGAACUGAGCGACUCGGGAUUUUACAGCGUCAGCACUAGCGAGUUUCUGCGUUUCCAGCGACUGCUAGAGAAACGCAUGCGCCAUUACAACGCUCGCAUUCACCACCAGGGGGAGCCGUGUUCCCGCGAGCGACGAGAAAGCCAGAUAAAACACCGCGAGCUUGAGGCUAUCCCUGAGGCUCUGACGGUGCAGCCUCAAAACGUCAGCGUACCCGCAGUUCAGGGGUCACGAGGUUUAUCCCAAGUGUCGUCCGUGCAGUACCGCAAAGAGGAGCGACCGUGUUUGAACAGACACAGCUCAAGCAGCGGCUCUCUGUUCAAUCCCGCGGGACACUCGACGUGCAGUACCCCAUCUGGCCAGUGGAGGCCACCACCGCAUCCUAGCUCCGCAGGAAUGUUGAGAAGAAGCAGGACGUUGCAUCACCGCCCGGCGCCCAUGCAGCACCGCAGGCGGGCGAGUCACCCGGCAUCGCCCAACUACUGCAGCGUAACACUGCAUCACUGCGGCCACAGAAACGACCUGCCGAUGGAGCUACCUGAAGAACCGGACGUCACCGUGAUGCACAGUGUGGACCACCCUGCUCACGCCGCACAGACUGCACAUGCAAUGAGUCAGCCGUCAUUGAUAUCUCCAGUUGACGACCAUCGCCGUGUUCCGCCUCCAAAUCUCCAAGACAGGAUCCGAGCAUCAACCGACCCCCAGCUACAGCAGAACUUUGUGACCGAGCAGCCGCCCGGCCGACAACGAGACGGGCGAUUCCACACCUUGAGUCACACGCCCAGUCAGGAUGCCAACGUUACCUGGCCUAAACCGGCCAACCGCCUGGGCGCGGGGGGCGGAGGCGGUCUCUACAGCACUCUAGAAGGCCACAUGCCCACUGCAGACACCCGGAAAACGCCCAGCGGAAAUUUGCGGGCAGUUCGAAACCAGAUGUUACGGGACCGAGCUUCCCGACUGGCGGACGAGCGUAGCGGCAUGAGUACGGACGAGGAAAGCCACACAGACGUCCGAAUGGGUCGAUAUUGGAGUCGCACUGAACGUCGCGAACAUAUGCUGCAGAAACAGCGACAGCAUCAGGCCAGAGGGGGCGUGGCUGUUACCGGAUUGGUGCAUGGGGGCGGGAUCAUGGGAGGAACUAACGUAGAUAACCGUUAUAGUACAGUUCUCGAACUGAGCCAGCGAAAACUAAGUCGUCUGAGGAACCGAAAGGUGCUUGACGACUGGACCACUGUAGAGGAACUCCUGACCCACGGAACUCGCCUCGGUGCGGGCGAAGACGCCCGACAGCUGCCCACGUCUUUACUCACCGUCACAACUGUAUAGCAACAGUUGCCGAGUGUGUGUUUAGGUGUGUGUGUGUUUGUGUGUGUUGGAUCUGCCCGCACUACACAAAGCUACCUCCUGAAUUAGAGGGUUUACUGUAGUUACAAACGUUUCCACGGUAGUACAUUGAUUUGUAAGUGUUAUAUUUCCAGUAUCUUGUUUUGCAUUGUGUUGUAAAGAGACGUUUUAUUACAGAGUGAAAUUACCACAGUUUGAUUCGACCGCAUGAAGCAAUACAACAGAGAUGCCGAUACCAGAAAAUUUACUUUAUGGAUAAUUUAAGGCGGUGCUAACAGUGAGAUUUCAUUUUAUUUGCAACUAGCCAAUACACGGCAUCCAGAUUCUGUCACUUUCGCACAUAUACGAAAUUCCAGCACCGGAGUAAUUUUAGUAGGGCCGGUGAUCAGGUGUGCCGAGUUACGGUAGCGAUCGGCAGCGGAGUGUAUGUUGUGAGUUUUAAGAGUUCUUGCAUUAUAACUGUAGUUCUGUAGAUUGUUUUAAAAACUAUUUUUCUUGUCACAAAAAGAAACAAAGAACUUUUUAUAGACUAAAAGAAUCAUAUUGAAAGAAGAAGUGGUGUUAACAGCGGUAAAACAAUUUGUCGAGCUUGACGAUGCUCUGAACUCUUCCUAUUGGUUAAAACUUUUUCAAUAUUGUCAGUGCACCAGGGGGCUUCAUUCAUGACACGAGCACAAUUCAUUUACAUGUAUCUCGUUUUGGACCCAUUCUCAUGUACAUUUGAUGCAAUAAUUUACGUAAAAACUAUUUUCACAAAUCAUUGCAUGAUGCGACAGUUUAAUAGGAAUUGAUUUAAGAGCGAUUUACUCAAAUAAUUUGAUUUGCGUAAUGGAAUGGUUACAUAAAUAAUUUUUACGCGGAAAAUGUUGCAAUAAAUAAUUAUCGCAAGAAUGGUUUUACAAAUAAUGUCCCAUAAAUCACAGCACGAUUCGUCAAUUUACUAACGAACGGUUUUAUGAAUGAAGCACACAUACAUCCGAGACAUCUGUUUUAGAUCUUUUGAUCUGGAGAGCAUCACAAUCUGAUUAACAUCUGCUGAACGUCUGAAUAAGAUCAGAUUUACAGACAUCUGCUGACGUGUUGCAGAUGAGCAAUAACGUAAAACAAUACGUCUUCCAGACGUCUAUAUGAUGUUUGUGUUUACAUCUUGAAGUUUCCUCAUCUGCAGUUCCCUCUUGGAUGUCAAUAAGACAUUCAGCAGAUGUCUCUGAGACGUUUAUGAUGAAUCGGAUCUUUUUAAGAUGUUCAGCAGAUGUUUUAAAGACGCUCUAAAACAGAUAUCUCGGAGAUGUACGUGUGACAUCUGGGAAUUCGUUUUUUACUAUUAAGCAUGGAUUUAGGAAUCGAAGGAAAUUCAUUAUUCUUGUGUUUCACGAAUGAGGCCCAACUGGUUUUGCAAAGUAGAAGGUGUACAAGUAUUUUGGUCACCUGUGUUAGCGUGUGAUUGUUUUUGUUUUUUGAGGGAAUCAGGAUGUUUCCCCACCUGCACUAAUUGUGGUGCACAAGCACUGGAGUGUUUACAAUUUCCCCUCACAACUGUGACAAUGCGACACAUAUCUCUCUCUCUCCCUCGUUUCUGAGGUGCAAUCACGCCAUUUUCACCACGAGUCAAGCGCUGUGAGCGGAUGGAACAUCUUCUGUGCGACACACGGACUAUCAGAACUCUCCCAUCGAGUUUCCACUUUACAAAUGGUUUUCUUGGAAUAUGACGUACUACAUGUGCUUGUAAUAAACAUGAGAUUUUCAUGAGCUACUCCUUGAAGUGUGUGUGGCCUCCAAUAAAAUCAACCCCUUUCAUUUAAUUCAGAACUACAUUUCUGAAAGAGAAGGUGUGAUGAAUGUGCCUUAAUCUAGACCGUCAGUGACUCUCAAUUCCAACACAUUUUCUCCCAAUUUUGUAACGCCCAAUCUUCACUACUUAGCAGGUCCUCGUGGUGGUGCGGUUACUCGCCUCAAUCUGGGUGGUGGAGGACGAGUCUCGGUUGCC
This is a messenger RNA of Xyrauchen texanus (razorback sucker), 6303 nucleotides long. RefSeq lists its product as uncharacterized. Bases 2325 to 4298 code for a protein of 657 amino acids. The record is from RefSeq and is a predicted model, not a curated record. The transcript is spliced from 5 exons. Lineage: Eukaryota; Metazoa; Chordata; Actinopteri; Cypriniformes; Catostomidae.